CCACCCAUUCCCCUUUCCGGCUCUCCCCUAGCCCCACCCACGCAGCCUCCCUGUUCACCUGAUCUCCUCGGCCGCCGCUACCCGUCCGCCAUGGCCUCCUCCAAGCUCCUAAGCCGCACCCUGAGCUCCUCCUUCCUCCGCUCCUGCCGUAUCACUUAUACCUCCCUCCUCCCGACCGCUUCCCGCCGCCACCCGGGGCCAUUCCUCUCCCUCCGCUUCUGCUCCGCCGCCUCCGCGGCUGUCGAUGUCGCUGCUGACCCUGCCGUGGCUUCUGUAUCCGCCGGCCACCCGUGGCCGGAGUGGGGCGAGUUCCUCGACAAGCUGCGGGCCAAGGGGUACUUCAAGCAAGUUGUGCCCGCCUCCGGCGUGAGCGCUGGCGAGGGCGCCGCCGGAGGUGGGGAGGCGAUUGCGUCUGAUAACGCAGCAGCGGCUGCUGCAGAUAACGUGGCCACUUAUCCUUUCAGGGAGCAGAACAAGGUGAAGAACGCGUGCCUCAUAUUCGCGCGCGAACGCUACGAUCUCCUAAGUUCCCUUCCCAAGCAGGAUAUUCAAGCUAUUGUCGAGUGCGGCUGUCCUAAUACCAAUAGAAAGCCUGUCAAUGCUGCAAAAAAGCUGAGAGAGUUUCUCCAGGUCGAAGAAAAAGAUGCAUGCGGAGUUUGCAAAUUUCGUGAAUCUUGUGAUAGAGCUUAUCUAGUUCCAAAGGCCGAGGAAGGAGUUAGGACCGUUAAUGUUGUUCGCAUACUGCUAGAGUAUGCAAUGGAUACAAACAACCUUUCAGGAGAAAACUCUGUUAGCGAAAGCGUGCAAGAAUCUGCAAGAAAGCUUCUCUCCAAGCUUAUUAUACUGAGUGACACAACAAUUGAUCCAUCUGUUCCUAAACCUGUAUUUCAAACCUCUAGUAAGCAGCAGUCAUCAACCAAACUUUCUGACAAGAGCAAAGGGGCUCGGGGCUCAGUUCGGAAGGGGAGAGAAACAACCGCAGUUGAAAUGAAGAUGGGUGAUUGGCUGUGCACGAAUUGCAAUUUCUUAAAUUUUGCUCGAAAUCGGCACUGCCUUGAAUGCAAAGCAGAUGGACCGAAGAAGGUAGAAGCAGCCACAACUGAAAUGAAAAUGGGUGACUGGAUCUGUACACAGUGUCACUUUAUGAACUUCGCUCGCAACAAGAUAUGCUUUAAAUGUGAAGAACCUCGUCCGAAGAGGCAGCUCAAUCCUGGAGAGUGGGAAUGCCCCUCAUGCAACUAUGUUAACUUCCGACGCAACAGGAUGUGCAAGAAGUGCAGCCAGGACCGCCCUGAGGAUGAUACCCAGGAUAACCAGCUGGCACUAAGGAACACGAGAGGUGCUGGCAAGAGUAGAAGUUUUGACUUUAGUGAUCAGGACGGUGACAAUGAUGGUGAUGCCUCACCCUACAAAGGGUUCCGCAAGCAUGUGGCAGGCAUGAGGCCGAAACCAGACCAGAAGAGAACCUCUGCCGAGAGUAGAGGUGACGUUGAUCUGGAUGAUGGUCUCCUCACUGCCAAGCCUAGAAGCUUCUAAGGAAGACGAGGGCAAGGACAUCUCUUCAUAUGAAGCACCAGCGUGUGUGAGCAGAAGGGCAACGCUGGCUCGGAAGAUUUUCACAGCUGCCUGAAACCAGUGAAAAUACCUGGCAGCUUGGAGCUUUGGUGUCUCCGCUUUCGCUUUGUAACAUCUCACUGGACGCAUACUAGCUGGUAGAGGACUCGUGAAAUAAUAGGGUGCCUGGAAUCUAGAAACAAAUUUGACAACGUCGUUCGCUCUGCGUACGCGCGGACGAGGGACGCGAACAUGUUCUUAUUUGUACCGGUAUUAUACAGAUUAUUAGGGAAUCCGUUGCAGUACA
Molecule: messenger RNA, 1861 nt
Organism: Panicum hallii
Lineage: Eukaryota; Viridiplantae; Streptophyta; Magnoliopsida; Poales; Poaceae
Product: zinc finger protein VAR3, chloroplastic-like
Exons: 6
Coding region: 91-1536 (481 amino acids)
Cellular component (GO): cytoplasm
Molecular function (GO): mRNA binding
Source: RefSeq, a predicted model, not a curated record